Castor canadensis (American beaver) is the source of this 1097-nucleotide messenger RNA. NCBI's taxonomy places the organism in Eukaryota, Metazoa, Chordata, Mammalia, Rodentia, Castoridae. The record is from RefSeq and is a predicted model, not a curated record.
GACUAUUUUGGAGUCUGUUCAGAGCCAGUGAUCAAAGACAAUGUGGUUGUGGUAUAUGAGGUAUUGGAAGAGAUGCUUGACAAUGGGUUCCCCUUGGCUACUGAGUCAAACAUCCUCAAAGAACUGAUAAAGCCUCCCACUAUCCUUCGAACAGUGGUCAACACCAUAACAGGAAGUACCAAUGUGGGUGACCAGCUUCCAACUGGGCAGUUGUCAGUGGUGCCUUGGCGAAGGACUGGAGUAAAAUACACCAACAAUGAAGCCUACUUUGAUGUGAUUGAAGAGAUUGAUGCUAUCAUUGAUAAAUCAGGCUCCACCGUUACUGCUGAGAUCCAGGGUGUGAUCGAUGCCUGUGUCAAGCUGACGGGGAUGCCAGACCUCACACUUUCCUUCAUGAACCCCAGGCUGCUGGAUGAUGUCAGCUUCCAUCCUUGUGUUCGGUUCAAACGCUGGGAGUCGGAGCGGAUCCUCUCUUUCAUCCCUCCAGACGGAAACUUCCGCCUGCUCUCCUACCACGUCAGUGCGCAGAAUCUGGUUGCAAUUCCAGUGUAUGUCAAGCACAGUAUCAGCUUCCGGGACAGCAGUUCACUUGGACGCUUUGAAAUAACAGUGGGACCCAAGCAGACUAUGGGGAAAACCAUAGAGGGAGUGAUGGUCACCAGCCAGAUGCCCAGAGGAGUCCUGAAUAUGAGCCUCACUCCAUCCCAAGGGGCACACACGUUUGACCCAGUUACAAAGAUGCUGUCUUGGGAUGUAGGAAAAAUAAACCCUCAGAAGCUACCAAGUUUGAAGGGGACCAUGAGUCUUCAGGCUGGAGCUUCCAAACCAGAUGAGAACCCCACAAUUAACCUGCAGUUUAAGAUCCAGCAGCUGGCCAUUUCCGGACUCAAAGUGAACCGUCUAGAUAUGUACGGAGAAAAGUACAAGCCCUUUAAGGGCAUAAAAUACAUGACCAAAGCUGGAAAAUUUCAAGUUCGAACCUGAAAGGAGUCUUGCAGAAGGAACAGUCAUGAACACUUUUUCAUUUCUUACUUGUCUAAAAGUAAAAAUAUCAGUCUGUCUCUUAGAUCAGUCCCCUCCAGGGCUACCUGCUCCCU